Messenger RNA from Ricinus communis (castor bean), 1052 nucleotides. RefSeq names its product ubiquitin-conjugating enzyme E2 27. Lineage: Eukaryota; Viridiplantae; Streptophyta; Magnoliopsida; Malpighiales; Euphorbiaceae. The transcript has 5 exons. The coding region runs from base 175 to 759 and encodes 194 amino acids. The record is from RefSeq and is a predicted model, not a curated record. Gene Ontology annotation, molecular function: protein binding.
GAAUUUUGGUGUACAGUGCUAAUUCUAGUUUUCUCUGGGAAAAGGGAAGGCACAGAGAGAGAAGCCUUGUUAUUCUCUUCUUUUGCAGUCUUCUCCCUCACGCUUUCAGUUUUAGGCCUUCCGUUUGAUCUCACAAUCUCCAUCUUAGGGUUUUCGGAUUUACUAAAUUGGAAAAUGAUGGACUUUGCUCGGGUUCAAAAAGAGCUACAAGAAUGCAGCAGAGACGUAGAGUCAUCUGGAAUCAAAGUCACCCCUAAAUCCGACAAUCUCUCUCGCUUAACUGGCACCAUUCCUGGUCCAAUUGGCACUCCUUAUGAAGGCGGCACUUUUCAAAUUGAUAUCUCUUUGCCUGAUGGAUAUCCUUUUGAGCCCCCAAAAAUGCAGUUCGCAACUAAAGUCUGGCACCCUAAUAUUAGCAGCCAAAGUGGGGCAAUUUGCUUGGACAUCUUGAAAGACCAAUGGAGCCCAGCACUAACUCUAAAGACAGCACUACUUUCUGUCCAAGCAUUACUUUCUGCUCCUCAACCUGAUGACCCUCAAGAUGCUGUAGUAGCACAACAGUAUCUUAAAGACUAUCAGACAUUUGUUGGCACAGCCCGAUACUGGACAGAAACUUUUGCCAAGACCUCAUCUCUUGGGGUUGAGGAAAAGGUGCAGAAACUUGUUGAAAUGGGCUUCCCCGAAGGUUUGGUCAGGAGUACGCUUGAAGCUGUUAGUGGCGAUGAAAACUUGGCGCUUGAAAAGCUUUGUUCUGGCUAAGAAAGGAUCAGCUGCCAAUGCCUUGAGUGUUAUAUCAAGAUACAAAAGUUAAUAUGAGUAUAGGAUUUCCUUCUCUAGCUCCUUUCUCUUUUAGAUAAUUUCUCCCCUUGAAUUGUUCUAUCUUUUGGCUGGCUUAUUCUCUGGAAUAUCACUGCUGAUGAUGAGGGAUCAUAUUAUUGGGUAACAUCUUACAACAUAUGGAGUUGCUAAAAGCUGUAGAAUGCUGAUGACAAAUUUUCAUGUUCUAAUGCGGUGCAAAUGGUUCUCACGAAUCAAAUUGUUAUCUGGUGCCA